Molecule: messenger RNA, 288 nt
Organism: Anisakis simplex (herring worm)
Lineage: Eukaryota; Metazoa; Nematoda; Chromadorea; Rhabditida; Anisakidae
Source: the annotation of a GenBank genome assembly
AUGCGACUGAAUAUGGACUAUAUGAUCGAGAUGAUUUGGGAAUAUUUGGCCCUUAUUCGUAUUUACACUAAGAAGCCCGGAAAUGCACCCGAUUUGGGUCCUAGUGACGGUGUCAUCUUGAGACGUGGUGCGACCGUAGAACAUGCAUGCCAUGCACUGCAUCGAACCCUGGUUGCACAGUUCCGAUAUGCGAUCGUUUGGGGAACAAGCACCAAAUUUUCACCGCAACGAGUGGGAAUCCAUCAUAAGCUGCAUCAUGAAGAUGUCGUUCAGAUUGUCAAAAAAUAA